Messenger RNA from Limulus polyphemus (Atlantic horseshoe crab), 858 nucleotides. Its product is annotated as protein ZBED8-like. The record is from RefSeq and is a predicted model, not a curated record. The transcript has a single exon. Bases 1 to 858 code for a protein of 285 amino acids. Lineage: Eukaryota; Metazoa; Arthropoda; Merostomata; Xiphosura; Limulidae.
AUGUCCAAGAAACGUACAUACCUGGAUUCAUAUGUACAAUAUGGUUUUGACUUCAUUGUUGUGGAUGGUGUAGAGAAGCCUCAGUGUCUGCUGUGCUCAAAAGUUCUUGGAAAUGGGUCACUGAAACCUUCAAUAUUGAAACAGCAUCUGGAAGCUACACAUCCUGCCCAUGCAUCUGAUGACCGUGCUACAUUUGAGGCAAAGAGAGCUAGGUUUAGGGCUGCAGGAACACUGCCCAAACUUGGCUUCGUAUCUGAGAAGAAACCAAUGCUUGCAGCUUCCUAUCAUGUAGCGAUGCGAAUAGUAAAGUCAAAGAAACCUCAUGACAUAGCCAAGAAGCUGAUUAAACCUUGUGCCUUAGACAUGGUUGAACAUGUAUGUGGGAAUAAAGAAAAACAGAAGAUUCAAGCCAUUCCCCUUUCUAAUGGCACAAUUCAUCGGCGUAUUAUAGAAAUGUCGCAAGAUAUUUGUCAACAAGUUAUUGAACAGAUCAAAUCUAGCCCAGCAAAAAUUUCUUUGCAGCUUGAUGAAUCCUGUGAAGUAGCCAAUUUUUCACAUCUUCUUGUUUUUGUCCGUUACAUAUGUGAAAAAGAACUAAAAAAUGAAUUUAUCUUUUGUGGACCUCUCGAACAAACCACAAAGGCUAUUGAUAUAAUGCAGAAAAUACAAGACUUCUUUGAAAAGAACGAUCUCACAUGGGACAUUGUUGGUUCAAUUUGUACUGAUGGAGCUCCAGCCAUGAUGGGAGUGAGAUCAGGCUUCACUGCACUUGUGAAGCAAAAGGCACCCCAUGUGAUAACAACACAUUGUGUUCUUCACAGACAUGCAUUAGCUGCAAAAACGCUUCCUGAAAACUGA